Messenger RNA from Gorilla gorilla gorilla (western lowland gorilla), 1703 nucleotides. RefSeq names its product mucin 15, cell surface associated (gene MUC15). Lineage: Eukaryota; Metazoa; Chordata; Mammalia; Primates; Hominidae. Bases 248 to 1333 code for a protein of 361 amino acids. The record is from RefSeq and is a predicted model, not a curated record. The transcript is spliced from 5 exons.
GGUCAGUCAGGUUCCUGGGCGCUCUGUUACACAAGCAAGAUACAGCCAGCCCCACCUAAUUUUGUUUCCCUGGCACCCUCCUGCUCAGUGCGACAUUGUCACACUUAACCCAUCUGUUUUCUCUAAUGCACGACAGAUUCCUUUCAGACAGGACAACUGUGAUAUUUCAGUUCCUGAUUGUAAAUACCUCCUAAGCCUGAAGCUUCUGUUACUAGCCAUUGUGAGCUUCAGUUUCUUCAUCUGCAAAAUGGGCAUAAUACAAUCUAUUCUUGCCACAUCAAGGGAUUGUUAUUCCUUUAAAAAAAAACCAAUACCAAAGAAGCCUACAAUGUUGGCCUUAGCCAAAAUUCUGUUGAUUUCAACGUUGUUUUACUCACUUCUAUCGGGGAGCCAUGGAAAAGAAAAUCAAGACAUAAACACAACACAGAACAUUGCAGAAGUUUUUAAAACAAUGGAAAAUAAACCUAUUUCUUUGGAAAGUGAAGUAAACUUAAACUCAGAUAAAGAAAAUAUAACCACCUCAAAUCUCAAGGCGAGUCAUUCCCCUCCUUUGAGUCUACCCAACAACAGCCAUGGAAUAACAGAUUUCUCCAGUAACUCGUCAGCAGAGCAUUCUUUGGGCAGUCUAAAACCCACAUCUACCAUUUCCACAAGCCCUCCCUUGAUCCAUAGCUUUGUUUCUAAAGUGCCUUGGAAUGCACCUAUAGCAGAUGAAGAUCCUUUGCCCAUCUCAGCACAUCCCAAUGCUACACCUGCUCUGUCUUCAGAAAACUUCACAUGGUCUUUGGUCAAUGACACCGUGAAAACUCCUGAUAACAGUUCCAUUACAGUUAGCAUCCUCUCUUCAGAACCAACUUCUCCAUCUGUGACCCCCUUGAUAGUGGAACCAAGUGGAUGGCUUACCACAAACAGUGAUAGCUUCACUGGGUUUACCCCUUAUCAAGAAAAAACAACUCUACAGCCUACCUUAAAAUUCACCAAUAAUUCAAAACUCUUUCCAAAUACGUCAGAUCCCCAGAAAGAAAAUAGAAAUACAGGAAUAGUAUUCGGGGCCAUUUUAGGUGCUAUUCUGGGUGUCUCAUUGCUUACUCUUGUGGGCUACUUGUUGUGUGGAAAAAGGAAAACGGAUUCAUUUUCCCAUCGGCGACUUUAUGACGACAGAAAUGAACCAGUUCUGCAAUUGGACAAUGCACCGGAACCUUAUGAUGUGAGUUUUGGGAAUUCUAGCUACUACAAUCCAACUUUGAAUGAUUCAGCCAUGCCAGAAAGUGAAGAAAAUGCACGUGAUGGCAUUCCUAUGGAUGACAUACCUCCACUUCAUACUCCUGUAUAGAACUAACAGCUCAAUCAUAAUGGAAUAGAUUCUGCAUCCCUAAAUGUAUGAACCAUAAGGUUAAAAAAGAUGAAUGGAAAUAUCAAACAACUUUUUACUGAGCAUCAGUUUCAUAAGCAAUAAUAUAAGAAGAUUAAUUUGGAUUCUAGUAUGUUUCAGUUUGUUUUUAAUUACCACCUUCCUUUGGUAGAAAAAAUAUGUUCCUUGAUGUAGGAAAGUCUAGGUUUUAGAGAUUAGAGGAUGAGAUCAAGAGUUAAAUUCCUAAAGAAGCACUGAAUGUAUGAAGAGAGCAAACAAAGCAAGUACCAACCUAGAGGCUUUAUUUUUGAAUUGAUUCAUGGUGUGUGUGUGUGUGUGUGUGUGUGUGUGU